Messenger RNA from Paramisgurnus dabryanus, 2677 nucleotides. RefSeq lists its product as uncharacterized. Lineage: Eukaryota; Metazoa; Chordata; Actinopteri; Cypriniformes; Cobitidae. The record is from RefSeq and is a predicted model, not a curated record.
AGAAGAAGCUCUUUGAGCGCUGUCCGUGUUGUGUUUGUGCUCUUCAUCAUUUAUGUGAUUUAAUGUUUGUUAUCUUUCUAAGUGGGAAUCUGUCCAUGCUGGAUAUUGAUGAUUUCAUCACAGAAAUCUCUCAGCUGAAGAAAGAGGUGGCGUUACUGGAGACAAAGCUGAGGUUAAGAGGAGAUGAAGGACAGAAGAGGGAGAAGUUGCGUCUUCAAACAAGCUGAUUCACCUUUUCAUCUAUGAUGACAUCAAUAUAGGGAGAAGCCCCGCCCACAACUGGUGACGAUCUGCUCUAUUAUCACAGACACAGCCCUGAGUGACAAGCACAGAGUCCAUCAAUUGUGUAUCUUCGGUGUUGCAGCUGGAGUCUUACAAUGUCUGCACCAAUGAGGAAUUACAAAUGCUGGGUUUUGGGAUGUACCAAUGAACAUCAGAGUCUCUAUAGACUCCCACAGUCUGAGUCACUGAGGACAUCGUGGUUAGAUUUCAUUUUUUAUGGAAAUGUCCCAAAGAAAGUACCUAGAAUCUUACACGUUUGCGCCAAUCAUUUUACACCAGACUGCUUCAUAAACAAGGCCCAAGUUAACGCUGGAUUUUCAACAAACUUGAUUCUGGAGAAUGAGUCAAUACCAACGCUUCGUUCGCAAACCGUAAAAUCAGAACAAGAUGUAUCUGGUGUCUCUGUCUGUGGCUUCACUGAUCAAACAUCUACAGAGCUUCUGGUUUCUGUCUGUAAUGGAGAAGAAGAGAAGACAUCAGUAAAUCUGCUGGACUGUGGGAUGGAGCUGAAACAAGAAAUCACAGAAGAAGAAGAACAGACAGAUGAAGGAGAUCUGAUUUAUUCAGACCUGAAUGUGAAGUUGGAAAGUUUUCAAUCAAAUAACAUGGAGGAGAAACCUGAUCAUUUUAUUCCUGGAGAAGAAUCUCUGAGCUGCUUGAAGACUGAGAUUUUGUCAUUUGAAGAUUUUUGUACGUGCUCUCAAUGUGGAAAAAUAUUCAAUAGUCAGUUUGACCUUGAUGCACACAUGCAAAUUCACACUGAAGAAAGACCUUACAGUUGUGACCAGUGUGGAAAGACCUUCACUCAAAAGGCAAACUUAAAUAUGCACAAGAAAGUUCACACUGGAGAAAAGCCUUACAGAUGUGACCAGUGUGAACAGACCUUCCCUUAUAAGUCCCAAUUUAUUGCGCACAAGAGAAUUCACACUGGAGAAAAGCCUUAUAUUUGUGAGGUUUGUGAACUGAACUUUGCUCGUAAGUUCAGCCUUGAUGUGCACCGGAGAACUCACACAGGAGAAAAGCCUUACGGAUGUGACCUGUGUGGACAAAGUUUCAAUUAUAAGUCCUACCUGACUGUGCACAAGAGAAUUCACACUGGAGAAAAGCCUUAUGGUUGUGACAAGUGUGAACGGACUUUCACUUAUAAGUCCCACCUUACUGUGCACAGGAAAAUUCACAAUAGAGAAAAGCCUUAUGGUUGUGACCUGUGUGGACAGACCUUUGGCUUUAAGUCCCACCUUACUGAGCACAGGAUAAUUCACACUGGAGAAAUGCCUUACAGUUGUGACCAGUGUGGAGAGACCUUUAUUCGUAGGUUUAGGCUUGAUGUGCACAAAAGAAUUCACGAUGAAGAAAAGCCUUAGAAAUGUGACCAGUGUAAAAAGAGCUCAAAAGUCCAGCCUUAAGCCUGGAAUACGCUUAGGGGUGUGCCAUAUCAUACUGUCUAUGAUAACAACUAGUAUCAUUUUUUACAUGAUUAAGUGUCAUCUCGUGAUCAAUGAUAUAGCGACGCAAUGACCUAUGGCGCAUUUACGUUCCCGCACAGCAACAACACCUGAGAGCAAGAGCAGCAUGUCAGCCACACCGUCAAGUGAAGGUCAGCGAGGAGGAGAUACUAGCAGCUGGUGAUGUGCAGCACAAAAGUAAACAAAAGACUUAAACGAGCAUCACUGGAGCACUCACUAGAUGCACUCCAUAUGACAGCAUAUGAUGGAUGGAAAUUACUGAUGCAGUUACAUAUUGUUUGGCCAGUGAUGGGUAGAAAAUAUUUUUUUCAUCCUUGCCUGAGAUGUAUGAGGCAUGGCGCAACAAAUUAGCUGCUACGGUAUCGUCAGUGGAUUUUUGGCCUCAACCAUGGAUAAAAGAAAACUGGUGUGAGACGGUCUAGCCUUCGGAGGAUCCAUAAUUAGCGUCACCUGCUGUACGCGCCCGACGCGCCAGUCAGCGGGACACAUUUAAAUACACAUUUCCUGACUUAUUUAAAUAAAUAUGGAACCAGAAAAAUAUUUAUUUUAUGUUAGAAUAUAUAGAAAUAUAUGCAACAUACAAAGAUUAAUAUUAAUACAAAACAUAACUUAUAAUACUAAAGUGACUACAGUGACAAGAAACUUUGUUUAGCUAAAUACACACAUUUAUUUAACACAGAUUUAAAUGUGUCUUUUAAAAUAUUCAGCUGUUACAGGCGUGCAAUGGCAUUGGCUGCAAUCACCAAUAAAACGUUUCAUAUUUAUCUAUAUUCUCUUAAAUAUCAUUACCACAAAUAUUCUUGAAAUAUCAUGAUAUAUUUUUGAGGCUACUUUGCCCACCCCUAGAUACACUGCACGAUUUUUGGCUGUCCCAGGUGAAAAAGUAGGCUAUUACACUUCCAUAACGUACUUAAAGUACUCUAUCUUUG